Symbiodinium natans is the source of this 771-nucleotide messenger RNA. NCBI's taxonomy places the organism in Eukaryota, Dinophyceae, Suessiales, Symbiodiniaceae. The record is from the annotation of a GenBank genome assembly.
AUGUUGAACAUUCAAUCCGUAAGACGCUGCGCCACUCAGAGCAACCCAGGCUGCACGGGCCUGAUGGAGAGGCGUGUGGAGCUAUUGCGUAGUUGGGAGGUGAGAAUGAAGAUAUUGGACCUCUGUUGCUGGCGAGCCAUUUCCUGUCUGGUAUCUUCCUCCCGUAGCUGGCUGCAAGCUGUCCAGACUUGGCAUGGCACUCCACACGUGCCAAGCACCAUGGCAUUUCAGGCGUCGGGAGAUCAAUGGGAAUUCUCCUGCCAGAUAUCUUGCGAAGAGUUGGUGCCCGGCCAGCACCAGGAAGUGAGCAUGAGAUUCCAUGGCCUGUCUGCCCGCGAAACACCUGAGUUUCGUUGGGUAUGGCAGGUAGGCAACACGAACUUCGAAGAAUCGGAAGAUGCAUGGUGGUGGACUGAUGACGAAUAUCCAUAUGCUGCGGGCAUGUACUUGUCAGGUUACACAAAUCAGCCAGACUUCUUCAAAAAGCUGAAGUUGCCAGAGACUGUUGUUCAUGCAGCUUCGCAUAAGGUGACACUCAGUUUUGACGAACUGUGUGGUGAGGAUGGUGACUUUGGAUACAGCGGGGCGCCCAUUGGUGUGGUUUUGGACGAUACAGUGAGAUUGGACACCGGACCCGGGCUGGGCAUGAAAGGUGCAGGGAAAGGCUCGAUAAAGCUGUGCCGUCCGGUGCCACGCUACAGCAAGAAGGUGCGGGUCUCCAUUGAAGCCAUGGGACCUGUGAAAGUUUGCAAGGAAGCUGGGAGUCGAUGA